AUGAGGCUUUUCACCCUCUUCGCUGCCCUGUCGGCUGCGCUUUCCUCGGUCACAGCCCACCCUCAUAGCAAUUUGCAGGAGCGGCAAUCAGGUGUCGUUGUCACUACGGGUGCUACCGGCAACGUUCAACCACGCCUUGAAGUCCGACAACUCAAGAAUACCCGCCCUAAUCAAUGGAUUCUUUUCAUCCUGGCUCUUUCGCAGUGGCAGCAACAGCCUGAAAACAGCCCGACAUCGUACUUUGGUGUUUCUUCUAUUCAUGGUGUUCCACGCAGAGAUUACAACGGCGUGGGUCAAUGUGGGAACUGUGGAGGAACAGACGGGUAUUGCACCCACAACUCUGUCCACUUCCCAGCCUGGCACCGCGUCUACUUGGCCCACUUCGAGCAAGAAUUCCUCAAAGUAGCCCGUAAUGUCGCCAACUCUUUCCCAGCUUCUCGUCGACAAGCAAUGGUCGACGCUGCCAAUCAAUUGCGCUGGCCGUUCUGGGACUGGGCUGCCGUUCCUCCCUCGAAUCUUCCGGCUCUUCCUCUCAUGAUCACGGAUGUGAACGUGGAGGUUGAUGGUCCUAAUGGCCGUCAACGGAUUCUCAAUCCGUUGUUUCGGUAUGAUUUUAGAGAUCCGAGCCAGAUGUUUUAUUCGCCGCUCAAUACGUGGCAGAGGACGUAUAGGUGGCCUAGCAAUGGGGGUAGUAACCCAGUUUCGGAAAAUCAGAGGGCUGUGAGCGCUUUCGGGAAUGUGAGGCGGAACUUGCAGGACCAGAUAUAUGGCAUGUUCACAAGAUGUAACAACUACCUUGGCUUCUCGUCUGAUCAGGCUGGUGGGAGUUCUUUCCGGUGUUCGAACAACAUCGAGAGUAUUCAUAACACGGUCCACUCCAUGGUUGGAGGUGACCCAGCCGCGACUUCCAAUCUCGGGCAUCUUACUUACCUCCCAACCGGCUCAUACGACCCUGUCUUCUGGCUGUUGCACUGCAACGUUGACCGCUACCUUGCCAUGUGGCAGACCAUCAACCCGGACCAGUGGGGUGCAUCGCAGACAACCUCCUCCGGUGCUCGUACAUGGACAAUCGGUCAAGGUUCCGUGCAAAACGUCGACUCUCCUUUGACACCUUUCUUCAGGGACACUAACCGCAACUUCUGGACUACUCGCCAGGUGCGCGACUUCGCCGCAACUUUUAGAUACACGUACUCGGAUUUCCUCUCCGGCAGCAGCCGUGAAGCCAUCAUCAACCGUGUCAACAGCCUAUACGGCCCCAACGCAAACAAAGUUGCAGGCUCCACAAAGCGCCAAGCGGGAUAUUCCUCUCCAGUGGACGUCUCUGCCAGCGACCCUUUUUCUGCUCUAAAUGGAAGUUCCUACGUCUACGAUGCCAAUAUCCAAACUCCGCGAUAUGGUCUCGAUGGACCUUACUCCAUCUACGUUUUCCCCCGCAAGCCAGCCUCCGAAGACCCAGCAACCUGGAUCUUUGACCCCACGUUAAUCGGAACCAUGAGUGUGACAGCUUCCCCCGGAAUGGGAGGAAUGGACACCAUCAUCGCCGGCUCCAUUCCCCUAACCACCACUCUUCGAGAACUCGUCAGCGACGCGGGAUACAACCUCGACAACCUCUCCCCAGACGACGUCGUGCCUUAUCUGCAGAAGAACAUGGAAUGGAGAAUCGCGGCUUGUGGAGGCAAGGUUGUGGAUCCCAGUACUCUGAGUGGCUUUUCUAUUACUGUUGUUUCUUCUUCGGCUGAGCAGGUCGGUGCGGGCAAGUUGCCUGAAUUUACGGAUUUCGUGCCACAUUUGGCGGUUACAGRGGGGCAGGCUGGAGGUACGAACAGGACGGAGGAWCUCGUGGGCGAUCAAUUGGUUGAGACAUUGGAGAUGUAA
Molecule: messenger RNA, 1875 nt
Organism: Ramularia collo-cygni
Lineage: Eukaryota; Fungi; Ascomycota; Dothideomycetes; Mycosphaerellales; Mycosphaerellaceae
Exons: 3
Coding region: 1-1875 (624 amino acids)
Molecular function (GO): oxidoreductase activity
Source: RefSeq, a predicted model, not a curated record